This is a messenger RNA of Fonticula alba, 2364 nucleotides long. RefSeq lists its product as hypothetical. Gene Ontology annotation, molecular function: ATP binding; ATP hydrolysis activity. NCBI's taxonomy places the organism in Eukaryota, Rotosphaerida, Fonticulaceae. The record is from RefSeq and is a predicted model, not a curated record. The coding region runs from base 1 to 2364 and encodes 787 amino acids. The transcript has 6 exons.
AUGUCGGGUACCUUUCGACUGCUGACCCCGGCCAGUGACCCUCACGGGCUGCUGGCAGGGCUGCACCUGCCCCCGGGGGUCUCGGGCACGGGGGCCAGCGAGGCAGACGCGGCCAUCCGCCGCGCGGCCGAAGCCACCCGCGCCGCUCACUUUGGCUUGCCGGUGUACAUGAGCGCCGCCGAUGCCGGGGCCGUGUUUGGCGCUGCCGGCGGCGGUGGUGGUGGUGGUGGUGGUGGCACCGGCAGCCGGCCGGGUGCGCCUUGCCAGGGCGGCCCGCUCGAGGUGAGCGUGGUGCUGACGGAUGGCCGGGUCCUGGGCCGGGGGGUUGGCCUGGAGGCGUGUCCCUCGCUGCGGGGCCCCGGGCUGCUGGCCAGCACGCCAGUCGGCGCCGGGCAAAUGUACCGGGUGAGCUUCCACGAGGCCGUCCCGGCCGGCAGUGUGUACAUCGACACGCAGGCUCCCUCCUUUCGGCUGGCGGUCGGGCGCUUUGGCCGGCUUUUCCCCGGCCCGGGCCAGGUCCGGCUGCUGGCCCGCGGCCAGGCGCUGUGCCCCGGUCCCGGUGGAUCCGGGCCGUGUGCCGGGUGUGGCGGGGAUGCGGGCUCCCCGGCGGCCGACCCGGCGGGCAGCCUGGCCACCGGGCACCUCACCACCGACCCGCACUACCAGCAGCUGCUGGCAUUGCUGGCGGCGCCGCUCAACCAUGCCGAGCAUUUUGCCGCGCUCGGCCUGCAGGGGGUCCGUGGUGUCCUGCUGCACGGGCCGCCCGGCGUCGGCAAGACGCACCUCGUCCGGGGGGUGGCCCUGGCCCUGGGGGCGCUGCUGCUGCCGGUGGACCCGAGCGCCGUCCUGUCGUCGGUCACCGGCGAGAGUGAGCGCCGGCUGCGCGAGUGCUUCGACCGGGCCCGGCGCUUUGCCGCCGAGUCCGGCUCGCCGUGCAUCAUUUUCAUCGAUGAGAUUGACGCCCUCUGCCCGGCGCGGUCACUUGACGGCAGUGGCUCUGCCUCCGGCACCACCACGCGUGUCAUCGCCCAAUUGCUGACCUUGAUGGAUGGGUUCCACGCGCGCAGCGACGCGGCCCGGGUCGGCGGCCCGGGGGGGUGCCUUCGUGGGGAGGUUGUCGUCGUGGCGGCCACCAACCGGCCGGAUGCCGUGGACCCGGCCCUUCGCCGGCCCGGGCGCUUUGACCGCGAGGUGGGCAUCGCGCCGCCGGAUGCGCGGGCCCGGGCGCGCCUCCUCCGGGCCCUGGUCGGGGCCACGCUCGGCCAUGGGGCCGCGCCUCCACCCGGCGGCCCGGCCGUCCUGGAGGGGGGCUUCCUGGCGGAGCUGGCCACCCGGUGCAUUGGCUUCGUGGCGGCGGAUUUGGCGGCGCUGGUCCGGGCGGCGGCCUUGCGUGCGCUGGACCGGCUUGGCGCCGGGGAGCCGGGGCCCAGCGGCCUCCUGACCCUCGAGCCGGCGGACCUCUGGGCGGCCCUCCGGUCGGGCGAGGUGCAGCCGUCGCUCAUCCGCGACAUGGCGGCCGGGGUGGAGCUCGGAGCGCCGAUCACCUGGGCCGACAUCGGCGGCCUGGACAGCGUGAAGCAUAAGCUCCGCCAGUCGAUCGAGUGGCCGGUCCUCCACCGGCAGGCGUUCCUGCGGCUCGGCCUGACCCCACCGCGGGGCGUCCUGCUGUAUGGCCCGCCUGGCUGCUCGAAGACCACCAUGGCCCGGUGCAUCGCCCACUCGACCGGGUCCUCGUUCAUUUCGCUCAGCGGUGCGGCGGCCAUCUACUCGCCGUACGUCGGCGAGGCCGAGCGUGUCGUCCGCGAUACCUUUGCCAAGGCGCGCCUGGCCCCGCCAUCGGUGAUCUUCAUCGACGAGAUUGAUGCGCUGGUCGGGCGCCGGGACCUGGAGGGUGGCGCUGGCGGGUCCGAGGGCGGGGGCGUCUCGGACCGUGUGCUAGCCACGUUGCUCAAUGAGAUGGACGGUGUGGAUCCCGCGACCGGGGUCUUGCUCCUGGCUGCCACCAACCGACCAGACAUGCUGGAUCCGGCGCUCCUGCGCCCUGGCCGGUUCGACCUGCAGAUCUUGGUCCCGCCGCCGGACACGGCCGACGCGCGGGAGGAAAUCCUCCGAGUGCAUGCGCGGCGGACCGGGCUGGCCGAGGAUGUGUCCCUCCGACAGACGGACCGGUAUACCGGUGCCGAGCUGGAGGCCGUCGUGCGGGAGGCCGCAUAUUCGGCCCUGCGGCGGCACCUCCUGGCCGCCGGGGUGGAUGCGCCCCUGCCGGAGGGCGAGGCAGCCAUCACGGUCGGCAUGGCGGACUUCCUGGGUGCACUGGACACCGUGCGACCGGCGCUGGCCGGUGUCGCCACGGUGGGCGAAUAA